Homo sapiens (human) is the source of this 3750-nucleotide messenger RNA. It is a transcript of the gene ASIC2, whose product is annotated as acid sensing ion channel subunit 2. The record is from RefSeq and is marked reviewed. Gene Ontology annotation, biological process: sensory perception of sour taste; cellular response to xenobiotic stimulus; sodium ion transmembrane transport. Lineage: Eukaryota; Metazoa; Chordata; Mammalia; Primates; Hominidae. Bases 1181 to 2872 code for a protein of 563 amino acids. Gene Ontology annotation, cellular component: membrane; postsynaptic density membrane; dendritic spine. The transcript has 10 exons. Gene Ontology annotation, molecular function: monoatomic cation channel activity; monoatomic ion channel activity; sodium channel activity.
GGAGCCGCGGGGCCAGCGAGCUGAGGAGCAGGUGCUCGGAGCCCAGCCGCGCCAGCGUCGCGCGGCCGCUGCCCAAGUUCGCCUGGGGCCCAAAGAGGGUUCUCCCGGGCAACCGGGGAAGGAGCUUAGCCGGCGUCACGGCCACCGCGAGCUCGGAGUCUCGAGAGGAGAAGGGCGCGCGGAGCAGCGAGUCCGGGUCACCCCCGGGAGGUGUUGGCGGGUCCCCGCAGUCCCCAGCUCUUGUCGCCGCGGGGGCAGAGAGAAGACGCGAGAGACAGCAAGGCUGGGCUUUUCUGGAGACGCGAGGCACCUGGGAGAGCCGAGGCGAGAAGCGACACUUCCCUGCGGCUAGCAUCCUUGAAGGACCCCGGCGGCGAACAGCCUCCCGCAGGACGCCCUGAGAAGCUCUCAGCCCCAGGCGAGAGCGGGCGCCUGGCAGGACUUAGGCGCAGGACUUGGGGAAGCCUAAGCAGGUCUCUGCCGAGCGCAGCCCAGGGAGCAGUAACAAGGAAGGGUCCUGGAGGGGAAGGGAAAGAAGGCGGCAGCCGGCAAGGCGACCACUCACCCCCGUACACACCCACCCCGCCCGCCCAGCCAGGAGCCGCGGUGCGCCUCUGGGGGCGCUCGUUCCUUGGCGCCUUCUCUCCCGUGUCCCAGCACCGCUGGGCUACGGGCCGGGCUGGUGGGGUCCCUGGGGAUGUCCAGAUCAGGCAUGGUGGCCGAGUGGCCCUUCUCCCAGGACCAGCGUAAAAGCUGGGGUUAGGCGGGGCAGGGGGGACUCGGCUCAGGGUCCCCCGAGGUCCAGGACGAGGGAAGGCGGGCGCAGCACCCAGGGACUGGAGAGGCGGCUCCCAGUGGGACCCCUCCAGAAGUAGUGCCGGGCGCCGGGCAUCCUCCAGGAAGACCAGGGGCCGGGAAAGCCUGGGAGGCGCUCGGGAGAGGCCACUGCCAGGGGCUGCGGGCUGAGGCGGCGCUCAGCCCCGGGCGGGCGCCCGCGGAGGCGGCAGCGGCGGCGCCGGGCGGGCAUGCCGCGCCACCGGAGCUCCUUUCGGGCGCACGCUUCCCUGGCGCGGGCUGCGCGCGGCUGCCGCUGCUGCUGCUUCCACUGCUGCUGCGGACUCCCAUGGCGGCUCCGCCCGGCCGGGGCCGCCGCCGCUGCCGCCAGCCGCGGGCUGAAUGAAUGAGCCGGAUUGGCGGAGCCGGGCUGCCCGCAGCCGCGCUCACCGGCCCGGGACGCUUCCGCAUGGCCCGCGAGGAGCCGGCGCCCGCGGCGUUGGCGGCUGCCGGGCAGCCCGGGGGCGGCAGAGGCGGCGAGCGGGCGCUGCAGGGGCCAGGGGUCGCCCGCAGGGGGCGGCCAUCGCUGAGCCGCGCUAAACUGCACGGGCUGCGGCACAUGUGUGCCGGGCGCACGGCGGCUGGGGGCUCCUUCCAGCGGCGGGCGCUGUGGGUGCUGGCCUUCUGUACAUCCUUCGGCUUGCUGCUGUCCUGGUCCUCGAACCGCUUGCUCUACUGGCUCAGCUUCCCGUCACACACGCGGGUGCACCGCGAGUGGAGCCGCCAGUUACCCUUCCCCGCCGUCACUGUGUGCAACAACAACCCGCUGCGCUUCCCGCGCCUCUCCAAGGGGGACCUCUACUAUGCCGGCCACUGGCUCGGGCUGCUGCUGCCCAACCGCACCGCGCGCCCGCUUGUCAGCGAGCUGCUGCGGGGCGACGAGCCGCGCCGCCAGUGGUUCCGCAAGCUGGCGGACUUCCGCCUCUUCCUGCCUCCGCGCCACUUCGAGGGAAUCAGCGCCGCCUUCAUGGACCGCCUGGGCCACCAGCUGGAGGACAUGCUGCUCUCCUGCAAGUACCGCGGCGAGCUCUGCGGGCCGCACAACUUCUCCUCCGUGUUUACAAAAUAUGGGAAGUGUUACAUGUUUAACUCAGGCGAGGAUGGCAAACCUCUGCUCACCACGGUCAAGGGGGGGACAGGCAACGGGCUGGAGAUCAUGCUGGACAUUCAGCAGGAUGAGUACCUGCCCAUCUGGGGAGAGACAGAGGAAACGACAUUUGAAGCAGGAGUGAAAGUUCAGAUCCACAGUCAGUCUGAGCCACCUUUCAUCCAAGAGCUGGGCUUUGGGGUGGCUCCAGGGUUCCAGACCUUUGUGGCCACACAGGAGCAGAGGCUCACAUACCUGCCCCCACCGUGGGGUGAGUGCCGAUCCUCAGAGAUGGGCCUCGACUUUUUUCCUGUUUACAGCAUCACCGCCUGUAGGAUUGACUGUGAGACCCGCUACAUUGUGGAAAACUGCAACUGCCGCAUGGUUCACAUGCCAGGGGAUGCCCCUUUUUGUACCCCUGAGCAGCACAAGGAGUGUGCAGAGCCUGCCCUAGGUCUGUUGGCGGAAAAGGACAGCAAUUACUGUCUCUGCAGGACACCCUGCAACCUAACCCGCUACAACAAAGAGCUCUCCAUGGUGAAGAUCCCCAGCAAGACAUCAGCCAAGUACCUUGAGAAGAAAUUUAACAAAUCAGAAAAAUAUAUCUCAGAGAACAUCCUUGUUCUGGAUAUAUUUUUUGAAGCUCUCAAUUAUGAGACAAUUGAACAGAAGAAGGCGUAUGAAGUUGCUGCCUUACUUGGUGAUAUUGGUGGUCAGAUGGGAUUGUUCAUUGGUGCUAGUAUCCUUACAAUACUAGAGCUCUUUGAUUAUAUUUAUGAGCUGAUCAAAGAGAAGCUAUUAGACCUGCUUGGCAAAGAGGAGGACGAAGGGAGCCACGAUGAGAAUGUGAGUACUUGUGACACAAUGCCAAACCACUCUGAAACCAUCAGUCACACUGUGAACGUGCCCCUGCAGACGACCCUGGGGACCUUGGAGGAGAUUGCCUGCUGACACCCCUCGAGUCACCCAGCACUCCCUCCAAACAGACCUUGAGGCCCAAGACCCAGGACAAGGAACAGCAAGCUCAGGUGGGAUGGCCCCAGUGCUGGAAAGAAGCAAGAGCCCCCUAUGCACACAUUGCAGACUAGCUGCCUAGACCUCGCUCCGGCCACGUCCAACACGACGCAUCCUUGGGCCCCGCCGUGCGUCCCUCUUAGGAGAGAUGAGUCACACUCUGGAACUGUCCAAGAACGAACCUGCCAUCACAUCUCACUGCCAGAUGUAUAAAGCACCUGCAUGCUCAGACUUCUUGUGGCGCCACCUCCACGUCUGUCUUGUACAUGACACUCCUCCACGCGGUUUCCAGUGUCCACACUGCUGCCCGUGCAGUGGGACCAGAUUCCAGGUCCAAAGUCACCAUGAGGCCACCCUGGAAUCAGAACUGCACAAUCAAGAGGGAACCCAUGGGACUCUCUGCUACAUUCAGUUCUUGUGUCGUUUGUGAAAGUUCUUAACCUGCCCAAAAACCCCCUUUUCCCCAAGCUGCCCAUGGGGCUUCGGCGCCAAAGGUGACCCGCGCCAACCUCCCUCCCCCCCAGUGCCUAUGACGGCGGCACAGCAGCCAGCGGGUGGGGGACGCCUGUGUUCACCCAUGGUGCCCAUGUCGUUCUUCUCUCCCUGUGACACAGCUUGUACAGUCUGAUUCUUUUUAUCUGGGGUAGGGGGGCUUUUAUGUUUGUCCGAUGGAGAUUUGUUUUGUUUUGCUUCAUUUUAUGCUUUUUUAUUUUAGUUUUGAUGUUCUGAGGUUUGCUUUGGUUUUUCCAUUUUCUUUGGCAUUUAUUUAUUCGUGCUUCAAAUCACAGUCAUAUUAAAAGCUGGUCUUGUGGAAA